Molecule: messenger RNA, 1676 nt
Organism: Manihot esculenta (cassava)
Lineage: Eukaryota; Viridiplantae; Streptophyta; Magnoliopsida; Malpighiales; Euphorbiaceae
Product: sucrose-phosphatase 1
Exons: 9
Coding region: 203-1480 (425 amino acids)
Biological process (GO): sucrose biosynthetic process
Molecular function (GO): sucrose-phosphate phosphatase activity; magnesium ion binding
Source: RefSeq, a predicted model, not a curated record
UCAUUUCUCUGCUCUUAUAUCUCACGCUAACAUUGUUCGUGAUUUUUUUUUCUUUUUGCAAAUUAUUGUAUUCUGUUUGAUUGCUUAGAAUCGUGGGAAAGGAAAAAAGGAAGUGAAUUUUUGAAAUUUGGAGUCUUCGUUGGGAUUUCGUUGAUUUUGGAAACUAUACUGCAUUACGGGUUGAGAUUUGGAUAGAGUAGAAAUGGAUCGGCUCAAGGCUCCUGCUCGCCUCAUGAUAGUUUCUGAUCUUGAUCAUACAAUGGUUGAUCAUCAUGAUCCUGAGAAUACAUCUAUUCUUAGGUUUAAUGCAUUAUGGGAAGCUCUUUACCGUCAUGAUUCUCUAUUGGUUUUUUCCACUGGAAGGUCACCUACACUUUACAAACAGCUGAGGAAAGAGAAGCCCAUGUUAACACCGGAUAUAACCAUAAUGUCUGUGGGAACUGAGAUCACAUAUGGUAACAAGAUGGUGCCAGAUGAUGGUUGGGUUGAAUUUCUGAAUAAAAAAUGGGAUAGGAAGAUAGUCACUGAGGAAACAAGCAAGUUUCCUGAACUUACUCUUCAGUCAGAAACAGAGCAACGACCACACAAGGUUAGCUUUUAUGUUGAUAAAGAUAAGGCUCAGACUGUAACAAAGGCACUUUCAGAGAUAUUGGGAAAACGAGGGUUGGAUGUUAAAAUAAUUUAUAGUGGAGGGAUGGAUUUGGAUAUACUACCACAAGGUGCUGGAAAAGGACAGGCUCUUGCAUAUUUGCAUAAGAAGUUUAAGACCGAGGGAAAACUACCUAUCAACACUCUUGUCUGUGGUGAUUCUGGAAAUGAUGCUGAACUAUUCAGCAUUCCAGAUGUAUACGGAGUCAUGGUUAGCAAUGCACAGGAAGAACUGUUGAAGUGGCAUGCUGAAAAUGCUAAAAGUAAUCCUAAAAUUCUUCAUGCAACUGAAAGGUGUGCAGCUGGGAUCAUACAAGCCAUUGGUCAUUUCAAACUUGGUCCAAAUACUUCUCCCAGAGAUUCAACAGACUUUUCAAACCAUGAGAUGGAAAAUGUUACUCCUAGCAAUGUGCUGGUGAAAUUUUUCUUGUUCCUUGAGAGGUGGAGGCGUGCAGAAGUUGAGAAUUGCGAGAUGUACUUGGCAAGCCUGAAUGCUGAUUGUGAUCCAUCUGGUAUCCUUGUCCAUCCUUCUGGUACAGAGCUAUCUCUUCAUGAUGCUAUCAAUGGGAUAAGGAGUCAUUAUGGUGACAAACAGGGCAAGCUGUUUAGGAUUUGGGUUGAUCAGAUAUUAUCUACAAAGAUAGGUUCAGAUACAUGGCUAGUAAAGUUCAAUCAGUGGGAGUUAUCUGGUGAGGAGCAGCAAGGUUGUGUGAACACUGCCGUAAUAAAGAUCUCUGCCGACUCUUCUGUAGCGAGUGCAACCUAUCUGCACAUGCAUCAGACUUGGUUGGAAGGAUCAGGAGCUAAAGAUCAAUCAACCUGGCUCUUCUAAAUAUGCUUGCAACUUCACCCCAGUGCUCCAGAUGGCAAAUUCAUAAACUUCAAUCUAUUAAAAUAAAAACAAUUGAAUGAGAAACAUUCCAGUUUUGAAAUUGUAAGAUUGAUAAUAUGAACAUCAAGUAUAUAAAGCUAUCUUAGUAGAUGAUUACAUCAAGCAGAAAUUUAUGAAAAGCUCUGCCGUUAAUACA